Parnassius mnemosyne (clouded apollo) is the source of this 381-nucleotide messenger RNA. The record is from the annotation of a GenBank genome assembly. NCBI's taxonomy places the organism in Eukaryota, Metazoa, Arthropoda, Insecta, Lepidoptera, Papilionidae.
AUGUAUUCAAUUGAAUGGCAAAAAAGAGGAUUACCGCAUACCCACAUUCUAAUAUGGCUUAAAGAGAAGUUGCAGCCCAGCCAAAUAGACGACAUAAUAAGCGCCGAGAUUCCGGAUCCUGGGCAAGAUAAAGAAUUGUAUGAUACCAUCGUCCGAAAUAUGAUUCACGGUCCAUGUGGAGCACGAAAUUCAAUAUCGCCAUGUAUAAAAGAAGGAAAAUGUACAAAAAAAUUCCCUAAACAGCUAUUAAAAGAAACACAGCUUAAUGCUGAGUUUGGUUUUGGCGAGUGUAAAGAAUCGUUUUUACUAGAAAUGAGGCAUUCCAUCUUAGUCCUCAGGGGUGACAACUCAUAUGAAUUUUUUAUUAUAAAUCGGGCAUAA